CAGAGUGUGCAAGGUGUUUGACGGGAACAGGCUGAUCCUCUCCGCCAAGGUGUGUGGGGAAAACUUUUUUUCGGUGAUUAAAAUUGCUUGAGAAGUAUCUCAUCACUUUGAACAGCUUUUUGUUGUUGUUUUUUUCUCUCUCGAUAGUGUGUGUUUAUAUCAACACGGUUACUGUACAAAGAGUAAGCAAACCGAUUGUGGUGUGAUUUACUAAGAAGUGAAUUGACACCAAGUUUGUGGAAAAAGUGUUUUUUAGGUGAAGUAUCCAGCCGCAGCAGGAGAUAAUAUGCUGUUAACUUGGGCAAAUCCGCCUUCCCUCCGGUUGAAAUCACUGAAAUGCACAGCAAUGUGACCCAUCUGCGGCAUCCAUGGCGGCCCUUGUCCUUCGCGAAAGCUAAAACGAAAAUCAAAUCGAAAAACACGCAGCUAACCGUGUGACGAGUGUUGUCUUUAUAGUGCGAGUGGAAAUACCCAAUACCCGGUAAUCUGAAUAGAAGAAAAAAAGAAAAGAAAGAAAGAUUGAUUUUUACAAAGAGGCCCUGGAAUUAACUGGAGACGUCCAAAAAAUCCUGUUAUUUUUUUGGACGAUGGGGGCUUUGCAAGGCGAUGGGGGCGUCGCUCCCCUCUCUCGGCUGCUCCUCCUCGGCGCCCUCUGCGUGGGCAUCGUGCACGCGGGCAACUGGAUGUACCUGGGCGUGGUGGGCGUGACGCCGAUGCUGCCCCAGGGCGACCAGGAAGUGCAGAACGUCAGCACGUCGUCAGCAGUGAGCAUCUGUCAGCACCUGCCGGGCCUGGUGCAGCAGCAGGUGGCCGUGUGCCAGAGCAACCCCGACACCAUCAAGAGCGUGAGUGCCGGCGCCCGCAGAGGCAUCAACGAGUGCCAGUACCAGUUCCGCAACGAGCGCUGGAACUGCACGACGGGCGUGGACCUCGACGUGCCCUUCGGCGACACGCUCAAGCGAGGGAGCAAAGAAACCGCCUUCAUCUACGCGGUGACUUCUGCAGGAGUCGUCCACGCGGUGACCCAGGCCUGCUCCUCGGGGAACCUCACCGACUGCUCCUGCGACAUGAGCAAGCAGGGCCUGUCCACGCCCGAGGGCUGGAAGUGGGGGGGGUGCAGCGACAACCUCCGCUUCGGCAUCCAGUUCGCCCGGCAGUUCGUCGACGCCCCCGAGAAGGAGAGCCACAAGAAGUUCAAGAGGGUGAGGAACCUGAUGAAUCUCCACAACAAUGAAGCUGGCAGGGAGGCAAUUUCAAGACUGAUGAAGAUGCAGUGUCGGUGCCACGGCGUCUCCGGGUCGUGCGAGCUGAAGACCUGCUGGCGGUCGAUCCCCACCUUCUCCGCGGUCGGCGACUACCUGAAGGACAAGUACAACGGCGCCAGGCAGUACAAGCGCAAGAAGAGGAGCCGCAGCUCGCGAAGGCGGGACCGAUCCCGCGGCCGCCGCAAGCGCCGCAGUCGCCGGAACCGCCGCUUCCCCGUCGGCAAGGACGAGCUGGUCCACAUCCAUAAAUCCCCGAACUACUGCGUGAAGGAUCCCAAGAAGGGCAUCCUGGGAACGCACGGACGCUACUGUAACAAGACCUCGAGGGGCGCCGACUCGUGCGACCUCCUGUGCUGCGGCCGAGGCUACAACACGCAGGUGGUGCGAUACGUGGAGCGCUGCCACUGCAAAUUCGUGUGGUGUUGUUACGUCAAGUGCAAGACGUGCGUCACCAACGUCGAUGUCCACACUUGCAAGUAAUGCUGCAGGCAUAGCAUUACGCCAACGGCAAGCAUCCUGUAGUACAUAAGGAAGACGAUCCGUCAUCGAUAUCAAAAUCUACCCUUCAAAAACAUCCCAAGAAGAGAAGCUGCCUGGAGGUGAAGAGAAGGUGCUUCGCGGAGUCCAUUUUUCUGUCGUCUCCUUUGCCUGUCUGUGUGUGAGGACUUCGCCGGGCGCAGGGAGGAGCCGGGCCAGGAGAGCCGGGCCAGGAGGAGCCGGGCCAGGAGGAGCCGGGCCAGGAGGGAAGUGUGGUGAUGAGGCGAGAAAUGAGAAGUGAAAGGGAAAUGCUGGCGACGUGGAAGAUCCCAGUCGCCAUCUCUCUUAGCAGGAUAGAAUCGAAUAAGAAAAGGAAUUGCGGAGAAACGAUAAUGUCUAAACCUUGAGGCUUAUGAGAUAAAGGUAAUCUGGAGAAAGAGGACAUUUUAUAUAUAUUUUUAUUUACACAUAUAUAUAUAUCUUAGAUGCCGGUGACUCCGAUAUUUGGAUUUUGUUUAUCAUUCUUACAUGUAAGAAUAUCUCUGCCGUGUGAAAAAUUAUACUGGAAAGGGAAAUAAUCAAACUGACAAACUUUACUGUACAGUAUUUCGCUUUUGUUAUAAGUGUAUUGACACGCGCUAUCCAAGUACUCCAGAGGCCUAAGUUGAUAAAAGAAUUACGUAUCCUUUAAUCUUUUAUUAGACAUAGGCACAGGAAAGAGAGAGAGAGAGAGAGAGAGAGAAACAAACAAAUACAAACUUGAAAUCAACCAGAGAGUAAGCAUGUAGAUUGAGUCUAAGAACAUUGCGUAAAUGUAGUUUCUUUUAAAUGGAGAUUAAAAGCUGUGAGUAUUUCACGCCAGAUUCCUUAGGAGGAAAAGCACAGUCGUGUAGACGUCUUCGGAAGGAACACUACUCGCUAUGGAAAUGGAAACUCCUCAUCUCACACCUUUUUAUGUUUUUUUAUGUAGAAAGUUUUGCAUAAUAACCAAGCUUCUCAGUAACAAUUGGUAACUUGUUACUAAUUUCCUGGUGAACUUGAAUUUAUUAAAACUUUCCUUCUCUUUUAGAUGGCCAUAGUUGAUAAAAGUACUUAGGAGAAAAUGUUUUAUUGUACAAAUUAGAUUUUUUUCUUUUUGGAAUAAUAUAUUUACAUCUUUCACACCUUACAAUUGUCGGGUAAGGCUAUAUAGUAGUGGAAAUGUACUGUUUAUUGUAUGUUAUGUUUCUUUUGAAUAUAGAAAAAAUAUAUUUGUGGAAGUCAUUUGGAAGUUGCAAGAUUAAUGCAUCUGUAUAUGGACAUAGAUUUUUUUCAUGUGGAUGCUUAAUAGUAGAGAUAAAACAUAAUCAAAUGCAGUAUUGAUCAAAUUAAACGUCCAGACUUAGAGAUUUCUUUUAAUUAAGGUAAUAUUUGAAACAUGUUUGGUGAAUUGUACUGCAAUAAGGUUACAUGUAUGCUACAUAAAGAAUUUUAGCUAUAAUUGGAUAUAUUACCUCAAUAUUUAUGGUGUGUUUUAUGUAUAUAGUGUCUCUUUUCAUUAUCAGUUGUAGUUUCAUAAACUAUGCUGCGUUUGUAUAUAGUGACCUUCUGCUUUCUUUUCUUUCUCGUACAUCUUUCAUAAUUAUUUUUGCCAGAAUCAAAUGUAUUUAGUAAAGGGAUUGACACAUUCUAGCUUAUUAGCUUAAGGCUUCUUUUGAGAGAGAUUUAAAAAAAAAAAGAAACAUUGUAGAUUACCGAGACGCUGCCAUUAGUGUUAGGGAGGGAAGAAUAUCCACUUUUUAGUCUGGCAAAAGACUAGAAUAGUCAUCCCUGAACUCCGAUGUAGAUCACCAGAUACAAAAAUAAAGAUAUUUCUUUUUUUUCUUCUUGGUGUUAAUAAAAAUGUGUUAUUUUAUCACAAUUAUUUCCAUUCAUGUAAUGAUAGAUACCUCACGUUUUUUUUGUUCGUCCAUAACAUUUUUUUUUUUUUUUUUAUAAUACCGGAAAAAAUAUAUAUUUAUUUGUAACAUAAAGCAAAGGAAUUGGAGCCAAAUGGGGUAUGAUAUCAUUUCAACUGUUGCUUUUCAUGUCAUGUUUCACGGUAGGAAGUGAAUCUCUCUUAGACAUUUUGUUAUGUACCUUUUUUCAGAUGCUUUUUUCUGAAUUCAUUGUGGCAGCUUAUGAGAGCAAAUAUAUCAUAAUUGAUACUCAUUUAAAUUCAUUCAUUCUGUGAGCACAGCACAAGCCAGUUUUGCAGAAUUGGUUUUCAGAUCUAGCACAAAUUAUCUUCUUUUUUAAGUGUAUGUUUGUUUACAUAAUAUUGAUGCAUAAUAUUUCACUACUUUCUCAAGUAGCUUAUAACUUCUUGGAAUAUGAAGUCAGCUACACAAGAUCUAAUUUUACUUUUUUUUUUCUCAAAGUUUGGCCCUGUAUUUAUGUAUUUCGACACAUUUUGUUGCCUAGUGAUUUAUGUACUUAUCAGAGAUUAUGCAGUUGUUCCUUAGUUAUUUCGAAGAAAAAUUUAGUUCAUAGUCAUUUGGAAUUUUACAAUCUUGCAUGGCCAAAUUUAUGGCACUGUCUGAUCAGAAAUGGCAAAAAGUGCACCAUUAUACUCACCGAUUGCUUGUGCUGUGUUCAAAGCAUAUUUUAAGUACCAGUGUUGCCAAACUUGUGAAUAACUCGAUAAUAUAUGUUUGCCAAAUUCACCAUACAUAAAAUGCUGUCGUGAACAUCUUCGAAAUCCUAUUCAUAAGAUAUAUUUGUGAAGAUUUAUUUUUGGAAAUGUGUUUUCAUAUCUACCCACCUACCCCCCCUACCCCAUCCCACCAAAAAAAAAAAAAAAAGUUACAUAAAGAGGGAUUCUGGAUGAAAAAUAUUAAAUUAUCCACGAAGGUUAGAGGAAAGUGGACUUCAGGUUUUAGGUCUGAGUUAGAGUCAUUUCAGUAAAGUAUCUUAAUGAAGGACCUAAGAUCUUUCUUCUAAUUAUAGUGGGUAAUUUAUCCUUAUUUUUUAUGACUAACUGAUGUUCACCUCCGCAACCACACUCUUUGUACAUAGCUGUAUUAUAUAUAUAUUCAUUAAAGCAAGGAUGUAGAAACUCUUAUUCUAUUAGUAUAGAUAAAACUGAACUAUGGGUUGAACUGUAGCUGAUUACUCUUUUAUUUCUUUUAACAUUGGGAGCAUCCAGGUGUAACAUGGAAGAAAACAAACAUCAUGUACUGAACUCUGAAAUUAUGUAUUUGAGUUGCUGAGACGGGGUAUGACAGUAAUAAGAGGGAAGACAAUAUCAGAGCUAAAUCUAAGAAUGUGGAAGUACAUGUGUUUGAUUCAGUUGGGUGUUCUCUGACGUUCUCUGCUCAAAAUGUUACUUAAUGUCGUUAUCAAAAGUCUUUAUCUGUAUGACUCUCAUACUGAAAGAUGUGAAGUCUUUAACUACAGUUCAGAAUGUUUAGGUAGUCCAUGUUGCGCCACGAGUAUUCGAAUUACACUUUCCCCACCAGAUUUUUAAAUGAUCUUUUUAACUUAUUAUGAUAAAGCCACUACUGUUACAGGUUUUGACUCCAGUGUCCAUAUCAGCUGGUGGGUGCAUUAAGCCCAUUUCGACUUCUGUUUUGACCUCCUUAUGUUCUCGCCAGCGCAUCAUAAAGAGCUUUUUAUCAUCAAAACUCAGUUCAUUCACUGAAGUUUAUUAGAGGUCUCAAUAGAAAGAGAACUUGGCAGCAUAGGGUGUUAUACUGAGCUCUUCCACAAACAGUUACCUAAGACUGUCAACUUCAGAACGAUUCUUGGUACAUUUUUCCUUGUUCUUAUUUUUUGCUUUGUCAUUUCUUUUAAGUGUCAUGCUAAUUCAACUUCUUGUAUUUGAAAACAGCUUUGUUAAUGGAUAAUGAUGAAUAUAUGUCAAAGUGUUGUCAGUAGGCAUUGUAAUUACAUUGCAUUUAAGUCAGAGAUCACCUAUAGUUGUGCCGUUGUCUUAGUUUGUAAUAGGGUGCUGUAAAACAUUAUCAAAUUGUUUUAUAUUGUGUUACAUCCUGACUCCAAAUUUAUAAUCCAUAGUUGUGUCCGUCAUAGAGACCUUUUCAUCAGUAAUUCUUACUGCAGGAAUGUCUGUUAGUCAAUGCAAUCUGUAGUAAUGAAAUUAUGAAAACACUUACUUUCAUAUUUUGUAUUGGGUGUUUACCUCAUUUUUUAAGAUUUCUUGUUCAUCCCUUACUCUAAUACCGACUUAUUUAUCGAUGAUUUAUUUUUUAUUAAAACAAAAAAGUAUACAAAAAAUAGAAUAAGAUUAAUGUAUAGUUAAACACUUUAUGUCCUCAUUUUAAUAUGAAUGACAAGUUGUCUACAUUGCAGCACUUAUCUAAAGACUAAGACACCUGCCCUCAAUAUUCUAGAUAAAUGGAAAAUACAUUGUAUUGUGGCAAUAAAAUAGCCCACAUUC
This is a messenger RNA of Penaeus chinensis, 6159 nucleotides long. Its product is annotated as protein Wnt-16-like. The record is from RefSeq and is a predicted model, not a curated record. Gene Ontology annotation, cellular component: extracellular region. Gene Ontology annotation, biological process: cell fate commitment; canonical Wnt signaling pathway; neuron differentiation. The transcript has 7 exons. Gene Ontology annotation, molecular function: cytokine activity; frizzled binding. The coding region runs from base 588 to 1745 and encodes 385 amino acids. NCBI's taxonomy places the organism in Eukaryota, Metazoa, Arthropoda, Malacostraca, Decapoda, Penaeidae.